AGAUCACGUGAUCUGUUACAUUCAAAAUGGCGGAAACGUGGUUCGGUUAGAUUUGUUCAGUUCAGAAACAGUUGAUGGAAUAAAUAAAAUGAAUAAAUUUUAAAAACAAUUAUUUCUUGAUUAUCAAUGAAACGUAACAUUACAAUCAGCUGACUAUGACUGAUUCUCCCGAUUUGCCCAACGAUGUCACCGAACUGCAAGAGAUGGUUCGAACUUUGCAAAGCGAGUUGGCACAGACCAGUCAGGAACGUGUUCAGGCUGCCGAAUACGGAUUAAGUAUUUUGGAAGAGCGUGACAACUUACAAACGUCCUACGAUGAAUUGGAAUCAAUUUAUGAAAACACAAAACAUGAGUUAGAAUGCGCUCAAGAGGCGCUUACUACUGUUCAACGUUCACAAAGAGAGACCAAUACAGCUGGUCAACAGGCCGAAGAAAAAUUGCUAGUUGAAAGUGCGACAAGAGAAGCUUUAUUACAAGAAUCUAUAAAUCAGUUAGAAAGCGAAACACGGAAUAUUCGAGCAGACUUGGAAAGAGCUACAGCAGAGAAUGAAAAACUAGGAGCCAGGUGCUACGAAGUAGAGUCACUUUUAUCGGAAAGCGAAUCUGAAAGAUCGUUACUCCGCAAAGAUAUUCGCGAAUUAAAGCAACGGGAAAGCAGGACAUUGCAGGAUGUUACUGAUCUUGAAGAUGAGAAUGUUACCUUACAAAAGCAAGUCUUAAGUUUGAAACAAGCUCAAGUUGAAUUUGAAGCAGUUAAACAUGAAAGAUCUAGAUUACAAGAUGAAGUUAACCAAUUAAGGAUGGAAGGUGAAGAGUUAAUACAGUUACGCGCCAUUGUUGAACAAAAUUUGGAGGAAGCUUUAAAAACUGUACAAUACGAACGUGAUCAAAAGCAUAUGAUGAAGAAAGAGUUGGAUAGAGCAAAAAAUGAACAAGAGAAUUAUGCAACAUUCUCGGCUCUUGCUUCUCAAUUGUCUCUAGAUUCAGGAAAUGGUGCAGAUUCCAAUUCAGAUGCGCCACAAGUUGGUCAUUUAUUUUCUGAAGUUCAUACCUCAGAGGUUCGUCAGCUUCAACAACAAUUAGAAUUAGCUCAAUCAGAACGUACUAAACUACGAAGUCAAUUAGACGAAAUACAAUCACAGUUGGAAAAUAAAAACAGAGAGUUAAGCGGCCUACAAAAAUCAAAUGAAAAGUUGAAAGAUAUUAGGCAACUAGAAGAAAAGUUACAUACUCUUGAGAAGAACUUGAACGACAUUACAUAUUCAGAAAAGAAAGCAAGAACUUGUAUUUCUAAAACAAGUGACGAUAUGGAAAAACUUUGUGAACUUUUGGGUCAACUCUAUCAUCAUGUUAGUGAAGUUCUUGGUUUAACGCCUGAUAGAGUCAUGCUAGAUCAUGUACAAAAACGCAGAAAAAUGGUUAAAAGCAAUUCCACAGAAUCAGCUUCAAUGAAUGGUGAAGAUUCAUAUGCCGAAGAAGAAACUUGCUUAGAGUUAAUGUCCACUUUAUUCGAUCAAGUAAAUCAUAUCGAAAGAGCAGUCCAUCGUGUAUUGGAAGAAGCUUCCAAUUCAAAAAUGACUACCAGCAUGCAAGCAAAUGAUUCCGAAGAUGUAAAUGAGUUACAAGAACAAAUUGUAAAAUUAAAAGCUAUGUUAAGUUCGAAAAGAGAACAGGUUGCAACUUUGCGGUCUGUUUUAAAAGCAAACAAGCAAACCGCAGAGGCAGCUUUAGCAAAUCUUAAGAGAAAGUACGAUAAUGAGAAAGCAGUAGUUGCCGAAACAAUGGUGCGGCUAAGAACUGAGUUAAAGGCUUUAAAACAAGACGCAGCAACUUUUGCUUCUCUUCGAGCCAUGUUUGCUCAAAGGUGUGACGAAUAUGUUACUCAAUUAGAUGAAUUGGCUAGACAUGUUGCCGCAGCAGAAGAAGAAAAGAAAACACUAAAUUCAUUAUUAAGAAUGGCCAUACAACAGAAAUUAUCUCUGACUCAAAAAUUAGAAGAUAUGGAAUUUGAUAAAGAGAAAAGGAGAAUAGGUCGAGUUGUUCCAACGACAGCUGCACAUGGCCUACAGUCAAGUAGUAGCAAUUCUCGAUCGAACAGACACUAA
This is a messenger RNA of Dimorphilus gyrociliatus, 2105 nucleotides long. Lineage: Eukaryota; Metazoa; Annelida; Polychaeta; Dinophilidae. The record is from the annotation of a GenBank genome assembly.